This is a messenger RNA of Oncorhynchus keta (chum salmon), 7282 nucleotides long. It is a transcript of the gene kcnk5a, whose product is annotated as potassium channel, subfamily K, member 5a. The record is from RefSeq and is a predicted model, not a curated record. Gene Ontology annotation, molecular function: potassium ion leak channel activity. The transcript is spliced from 5 exons. Gene Ontology annotation, cellular component: membrane. Gene Ontology annotation, biological process: stabilization of membrane potential; potassium ion transmembrane transport. Lineage: Eukaryota; Metazoa; Chordata; Actinopteri; Salmoniformes; Salmonidae. Bases 337 to 1926 code for a protein of 529 amino acids.
UCAGUAUUAGCCUAGGCAUCUCCGUAGCCCGUAAUCAUUUGCAACAGAGCAGCGCACGUGGAGAACAAACUGCUGCACCGAAUAAACACGCAUCUGUGUUGACAUUUCAGCACAGCGUUCAUAUUCGCCCAGUUCGGAUACAUUUAUGUACACUUUCUGAUUAUUUGCACCAGAGCAAAUGUUACCAGAGGUAUUUUUGACAAGUUUUUCAAAAGACUCGUAAGGAAUAAAAGUCAAGCCGCACCAAAAGACUGUUGAGCAUGUGCUUGGUACAACACUUACACUUUUAAAUUGGGACCCCUCUCCCGCGAAUUUAUAAGUUGAGCCAUUGUAAGUAUGGUGGAUAAAGGUCCUCUAUUGACUUCUGCGAUCAUUUUUUAUCUGUCCAUCGGGGCAGCAAUAUUCCAAGUUCUCGAGGAACCGAAUUGGAAACUUGCUGCAAAACAGUACAAUGCACAAAGGGAUAAAAUACUAGAAGACUACCCCUGUCUCACCAAAGAUGACUUGGACAAGAUUUUGGAGGUGGUGUCGGAUGCUGCCGGACAAGGUGUCACCAUCACUGGCAGCAAGACUUUCAACAACUGGAACUGGCCCAAUGCUGUCAUCUUUGCUGCUACUGUCAUCACAACUAUAGGUUAUGGCAACAUUGCCCCCAAAACGUCAGCAGGACGGGUGUUCUGCAUCUUCUAUGGGCUCUUCGGGGUGCCACUCUGUCUUACCUGGAUCAGUGAGCUGGGGAAGUUCUUUGGAGGCAGGGCCAAGCACCUGGGUCAGUACCUUACCAAGAGAGGGGUUUCACUGCGAAAGGCCCAGUUCACUUGCACAGCCAUCUUUGUCCUUUGGGGUGUACUGGUCCAUCUGGUCAUCCCCCCAUUUGUAUUUAUGUCUCAAGAGGGUUGGACCUAUGUGGAGGGCUUGUACUUUUCCUUUGUCACCUUGACCACGAUUGGCUUUGGUGACCUUGUAGCAGGCGUAGAUCCAAAUGCAGACUACCCCACUCUGUACCGUUAUUUUGUGGAGGUGUGGAUUUACCUGGGUCUGGCCUGGCUCUCCUUGUUUUUCAACUGGAAGGUGCGCAUGGUCGUGGAGGCCCACAAGGCUCUGAAGAAACGACGCAAGCGGCGCAAGCUCUCCCUUAACGAGCUGAGGAACUACAAGGAGAGCCACAAGCCCCUCUACCUGCCGCCCACCGCCAACGACGUCAACAUCUUCAGCUUCCUGUCCAAGAAGCAAGAAGGCUACAACGACCUCAUCAAAAAAAUUGGUGUCAAGAAAGAUGGUGGCGGGGACCACUGUGAUGGUAAUGAUGCCAGUAACAAGGCCAAGGAGGCGAACCGCUCCCAGAGCUGCAUCGACACAGUUACCUGCAACGGCAACACUAUUCUCAGCCUGGACCGCUCACCGCGGCAGAAGCGACGCUACAGCUUCAGUGACCGCGUCACAGUGGCCUUCUCAAAGUCCAAGAACUACCUCCUGGGCUCGGAGAACGGGAUGCUGCUCACAGAGGACCAUGGUGAGGGUGAUUUGGACGGGGACCAGGAGAGCAUGUACGAGAACCAACUGGACAAAGAGGUGGACCAGGACAGCGGAGGUGGCAGCCUGGGCGGUGUUGGAGGUUGCGGUAUGGGUGGUCGACGGCUGUGGGACUCCAAAGAGUACCAGUCCCUGAUCUUCCAGAAUGCGAACAUCACUUUUAUUGACGAGGAGAACGUCCUCAACAACAACCUGGAGGAUGAGGACGAUGAUGCUAAAGCCAAGCUGUCAAUCACCACGUGCGACGAAAAUGUAGAGUCGGAGACUGACUCCAAAGAGGAGCAGGGCUCUGAAUCAGAAGAGUCCGUGUUCACCAGCGAUGGAUCAGAACAUGACCACUCUUAUGAGAAGCUUGUGGAGGAAUAUUCAAAGGAGGACAACACAGAGUCCUGAGGACCUGAACUGGUCUUGACUGAACUAAACUUGGAAUAAUCCCUCCUUUCAUUGCUAUGACAAAAACAUUUUUUUACAAUUUAAGGCAUAGCCACAUUCUCGUUGAACUUGGAUCUAAUGAAGGAGAAAUCUUUUAAUAUUUUGUUAAUAUCAAAGACUGUGAAAUGAACAUUACAGGUUUUAUGUCUAUCACUCUGGUGCAUUUUUUCAGAUGUAAGUGGUAUAUUGCCCGCGUCUUAUGUUCAAAACCUUUCAUUGGAGUUGAACACAUCUUUCAUCUCCGAGUCUUUCAUGCAAUUUUUUCUCAAAUACCAUGAGAACAUUUUGCUUAGUCACCAAUACAUCAGAUAAUAACAGGCUCACCAUUUAGUCAUUUUAACCAACGUUUAAUCCGAUAGCAGAAAAUACAUUACACAAUUUUAAAAACUGAUCUUUUUGAAAUGCUGAAUUGAAGGAAUAAUAGAUCGUAUUGAAGAAUACUGGCUGAUGAAGGAUGAUAAUGGACAAUGUAGUAACUAGGCACUAUACACUUUUGUUUCAGUAGUCUUCAGUUUUGAGCAUGUUAAUUCGGUUAUAGUUAAAUUAAGAAAUUACAAGAUAAUCAUAUAAAAAGUAAUGAAAAGCAGAUACUUGGAGUGGACAAGUGACUGUGAAUUUGUUUGUAAAUGCACUUAGUUUUGAAACAGACAUUUUGAUUAAAUGUUUCGAUUUUUGUGCUAAGAUUGUUAAAGUGUAAUAGAUGCUUUUGAAAAUUGCACCAGAGUGAUUGAAAAAGACGAACAGUCUUCCCUCAAACGAUCAAAUAAUGUGUCUAUAUUAAACAAUGAGUUUAUGAACUUAUUAACUCCUUCUGGUUAUAGACUAAAUGGAGAGACUUAGAUAAAGUUGUCCUACAUUAAUUCACUACUGUUUUCAGAAGAUUUGGUCGACCUAACAUUUGUUUGAAACAAGAUUGAGUUUUUCAAUCAAUUUGAGAUGUUAAUAUGAAAUAGCAAGGGUGAAUACAUUUUUCAGAGGAUUGCUCCUUACUUCUUUGAUUUAUAUUCACCAUAUUGGUGUUUUUUUGGGAUAUUUAUACAAUGAAGGAAAAUGCAGCCCUUUUGUUAAAGGGGCAAUCCACAGUUGCUACAUACAUUUUUGGACUUAUACAUUAUUGAUAUAAACUGAGUGUACAGAACAUUAGGAACACCUUCCUAAUUUUGAGUUGCACCCCUUUUCGCUCUCAGAACAGCCUCAAUUCGUCAGGGCACUACAAGGUGUCGAAAGCGUUCCACAGGGAUGCUGGCCCAUGUUGACUCCAAUGCUUGCCAGAGUUGUCAAGUUGACUGGAUACACAUGGGAAACUGUUGAAGCCCAGCAGCGUUACAGUUCUUGACACACUCAAACCGGUGUGCUUGGCACCUACUACCAUACACAGUUCAAAGGCACUUAAAUACACUGCUCAAAAAAUAAAGGGAACACUAAAAUAACACAUCCUAGAUCUGAAUGAAUUAAAUAUUUGUAUUAAAUAUUUUUUUCUUUACAUAGUUGAAUGUGCUAACAACAAAAUCACACAAAAAUGAUCAAUGGAAAUCAAAUUUAUCAACCCCCAUGGUGGUCUGGAUUUGGAGUCACACUCAAAAUUAAAGUGGAAAACCACACUACAGGCUGAUCCAAAUUUGAUGUAAUGUCCUUAAAACAUCCCUACAACGCCUGGGCAUGCUCCUGAUGAGGUGGCGGAUGGUCUCCUGAGGGAUCUCCUCCCAGACGUGGACUAAAACAUCCGCCAACUCCUGAACAGUCUGUGGUGCAACGUGGCGUUGGUGGAUGGAGCGAGACAUGAUGUCCCAGAUGUGCUCAAUUGGUUUCAGGUCUGGGGAAUGGGCGGGCCAGUCCAUAGCAUCAAUGCCUUCCUCUGGCAGGAACUGCUGACACACUCCAGCCACAUGAGGUCUAGCAUUGUCUUGCAUUAGGAGGAACCCAGGGCCAACCGCACCAGCAUAUGGUCUCACAAGGGGUCUGAGGAUCUCAUCUCGGUACCUAAUGGCAGUCAGGCUACCUCUGGCAAGCACAUGGAGGGCUGUGCGGCCCCACAAAGAAAUGCCACCCCUCCAGCAUGACCGACCCACUGCCAAACCGGUCAUGCUGGAGGAUGUUGCAGGCAGCAGAACGUUCUCCACGCGUCUCCAGACUGUCACGUCUGUCACAUGUGCUCAGUGUGAACCUGCUUUCAUCUGUGAAGAGCACAGGGCACCAGUGGCACAUUUUCCAAUCUUGGUGUUCUCUGGCAAAUGCCAAACGUCCUGCACGGUGUUUGGCUGUAAGCAUAACCCCCACCUGUGGACGUCGGGCCCUCAUACCACCCUCAUGGAGUCUGUUUCUGACCGUUUGAGCAGACACAUGCACAUUUGUGGCCUGCUGGAAGUAAUUUUGCAGGGCUCUGGCAGUGCUCCUCCUUGCACAAAGGCGGAGGUAGCGGUCCUGCUGCUGGGUUGUUGCCCUCCUACGGCCUCCUCCACGUCUCCUGAUGUACUGGCCUGUCUCCUGGUAGCGCCUCCAUGCUCUGGACACUACGCUGACAGACACAGCAAACCUUCUUGCCACAGCUCGCAUUGAUGUUCCAUCCUGGAUGAGCUGCACUACCUGAGCCACUUGUGUGGGUUGUAGACUCCGUCUCAUUUCACCACUAGAGUGAAAGCACCGCCAGCAUUCAAAAGUGACCAAAACAUCAGCCAGGAAGCAUAGGAACGGAGAAGUGGUCUGUCGUCUCCACCUGCAGAACCACUCCUUUAUUGGGGGUGUCUUGCUAAUUGCCUAUAAUUUCCACCUGUUGUCUAUUCCAUUUGCACAACAGCAUGUGAAAUUUAUUGUCAAUCAGUGUUGCUUCCUUAGUGGACAGUUUGAUUUCACAGAAGUGUGAUUGACUUGGAGUUACAUUGUGUUGUUGAAGUGUUCCCUUUAUUUUUUUGAGCAGUGUAUUUUGUCUUUCCCAUUCAUCCUCUGAAUGGCACACACAAUCCGUGUCUCAAUUGUCUCGAGGCUUAAAAAUCAUUCUUGAACGUGUCUCCUCCCCUUCAUCUACGCUGAUUGAAGUGAAUUUAACAGGUGACUUCAAGAAGGGAUCAUGGUUUUCCCCUGGUUUCACCUUGUCAGUCUGUCAUUGAAAGAGCAUGUUUUGUACACAGUGCAUACUCAUUGAUUCUUGAAGAAUAUAACUAUAACAGCUGUCGUACCCCAUCACUAACUUGUUUUACUCUAGUGUUUGUAAACUAUAAAUGUAAACAAACACUUUAGCCUCAAAAACAUGGUUCAAACGAUGUUAUAUCAUGGAUGGUUCGUCCUUGUAUCCAUAGCUCUGCCUAUGAAUUUAAGAGUGGUUACGUUUCCACAUCCCCUCCCUCAGCUUUUUUCCAAAACAGUGGGGGGUUGACUGCUUUGCAACUAUUUAAAUUGCGGAUUGGCCCACUUUAAUUGCAUACUGGCGUAAAUGUCUCUCAUUGCACAAUUUCAUCAACUGAUGAGUGCAGUGUAAAAUCCAUUUCAAUGCAGAUUAAUGUUGACCACCUUAGCCAAGCCCUUGUCCUUGAAGAGGUUGAGUGGGUUUGCAUGCAAUUUUCCCUCUCCCUUUGUUUUCUUAUCAUUUCUUUGUUUCACUAAGUGAAACCCAUGUUUACUUUUAAUGUCUAAGAUUGAUAUUUGUUUGACUGCAUUUUUUAGGGGUCAAAUUCUGAACAUGAAUACCAUUUUGAGAGCUUCCUGAACCAAUUAGAUCCAACCUGGAAAGUGAAACCUUGAAGUGUUUUUUUGGACCAAUGCAGAGUAGACUUGCGUGCAAAAUAGGGAUUAGUGUUCCAUUAGACAUUUCAGCCAAAAGGUGGGAUAUCCAUAAGUGCCCCAUUCAUGUGACGCGUUCUUACACGCUAGUUCUGCGACACGGCACAGAACCACCUUGAGUUUAGAGUCUGGUUUCCUAGUGUAAAGUGUGUUUUUUUUUACUCUCUCACUUUGUCUCAUGGCUUUUUCUCUGUUAUUCUUUUGUAAAAAUGUUAUGGUCCCUUGCCUCUUUUGAAUGUUGAAUCGGCUCAUUUGAAAUGGUCUUCGUAAGGAAUUUCUCCAGUCACAAUAUUCAUUUUCUCACGUAAUCUCUUCUCCUUUUUAUUUACUGUCUCCCUUUUGAGAGACCUUUCGUAUUUGCCAUGUAAACAUUGGAAAAGUCCCCAUCAGUAGCCACCCGCUCUGCAUUGUCCAAGACACGGCCUUGCUACCUGUAUUUACUCUUGGGGGCUCGUGCUGGUGUGAAUGCCUGAAAUGUAACUCAUGUGGGCGGUCAAGGUUAACACGUGACAGCGUAAUGCUCCCCUAGCAUAAGGUUAGUCAUGAGACAAGGAGGCAGAAAUGUCAGUGUUCACUGUUUGUUUUCCUCCGUGUUCAUCCACAGCGAUUGCUCCCCCCCGCACAAAAACCUUACUCUGCAAAUUAUAUAAGUGUUGUGCAAUAUUAAGGAUGCCCAUACCAUUUGCUCACAACUAGUGUUUUUUCCCCUUCCCAGAAGAUUCAGUUGAGUCUGACGUGUCUUGUUCGUGGACAGAUACCUUUCAUCUUGUUAUUUGCCUGCUAUCCAUAUUGAAUCCACACUCCUCUACAUUCUGACUCUUGAAUGUUGUUUCCAAUGUGCUGAAUACAGCAUGGAUCCGAUAUGGACACCAGGUGACCUUAUUAGUGCAUAUCUGUACUUUCUUCACCAGGAAAAAAACUAGUUGCUAAUAUGGCCCCAAUUGUAUUACAAAGGUGUUCAUGAGCAUAAGCGCUUAAUGCUCCAUGGCUGUGUUAGCGUAAUCUUUAGUGUUGCUUACAUUAUCUUAGUGUUUAUUUUUAGAGUGUGUACAUUUUGUGUGCACCGACACCCUAUGUAAAUAUCCUAAAUCAUCACACUUUCACCAUCUACAGUAAAAUGGUACAUUAUAUUCACAUCUUUCUACAGAACAGGUAUGUGAACUACUGGAAAAUGGUUAGUGUGUUCCAGAAAAUUGUCCAACUGUCUGUUAGAGUUGAACUCUGUACUCGAUCUGAGGCUACACCAGUCACAAAUGGUUUCACCAGACCACUUGAGUGCAGCAUUGUUUUAAUGCAGCUAUGGUACUUUUCUAGAUUCUGAUUAAAUUAAACCGUUUUAAAUGUUUCAACAUUAUCAACAAAGAACAAGUUAUGUUGGUUGGACUAUGUUUUAAGUUUUACUCCUGUCAUUGCUACUUUGUGUAAAAUGUACUCCAUCUUUUGUUUUUAUUAUUAAAUUAUUGCAAUUUUUAUGAUUGUUUUGUACAUGAAAUCACAGCAAAACUGUAUAUAUUUCAUUUUGAAUAAACAUAUUUAUAAAGUG